GUUAUGUGGACGGUCAUCUGGACUGUAGGAAAAAAGCUAUAAUUAUUACAAAAUAACUAAAUAUCAAUGUAAUUACUCUGCCGAGUACUACCGUUAUUAUCUUCAUAUUUCCUUUUCCUGCUGUACCGUUACCGAAUUUCAGUAUUUACAUAAUCGAACAUAAACUGAUUUAUUUAAGCAUUCCAUUCCGAACUAAUAGAGAGAUAAAAGUAUUUGGUUAAUGGAAUUCCCGGAUGAUAAAACAACCGCUUUUCUAAUAUUACAUACUUGUCCAAGUGGAGAUCAAGAAAACUAUCAGUUGAUUUCGAUAUUUGAGGAUGCUGUGUUUUAUUUACUAUUAAAUUACCUAAUUCUAACGUAUAUACAUAUGUUCGGAGAUACGUACCGAAGAUACGAAGUUGAGAAAGUCGGAGGGUAAUUUUCACGGAUCGAUGAAAUUCGAUUGCCUGGAGGUCGGCGCGCGCGAGGGAGAUGCUAAACCGGCGGUUCGUUGCGCAUCGACGCUUCGUCUUCGCUGGAAACGCUUUUACACUCUCGGACGUUGGCGUUCGGAGGCGUUUGCCACCCGGAAACGAUCUCUAACAACAUGUCAAUGAAGGAAGCAAGUCUUUCUUAAAUUCGUCGCGCAACGUGCAACGAACGCGCAGGUGUAAAUGUAGUACAGUGUUGAAGCGGACGAGCGAUUGGAGAGCAAGGGGGAAGAUGUCGAGCGAGGAAGAAGCAAGAGCGACGAAGGGAACGAGAGAAGCAGCGGACGAAAGGAAAGACGCCACUGAAGAGGACCUUCAGAUAUUCGAAACGCUUUGUAUAUCAUCGCCUCGAAAGAUCGUUCACGAAGGAGCCAUGACCCAUGAUCUAACGACUGCGUUAAGAAGCGAGCUGGCGGCUCUCGAGUAUAAACGCGACAGAUUGAUGUCCGAGCUUCAAGAAACAAAGAAUCUUGUGAGGUCUCGGGAUCAACGAAUAGUGGAGUUGCAGAUAGAGGCGGAACAACUUCGUGAACAAGCAGCCAGACAGAAUGCCAUUGUUUUAAGCUUAAAAGAACGCAUACAGGAACUGGAAGAACGCGAGAGGAAUCUUUACGCGACUCAGGGAAGAAACGAGAGCGUGCUGCAGGGCCUGCAACGAGACUUGAAGUAUCACCAGGAGAAAAAUCGGGAAUACGAGAAGAAGAUACGCCAACUGGAGCAGACCGUGUCGGAGGAGGUUGAAUCGAGAGAGCGGGCCCGUUCGAGUUUACAGGAGUUCGCGCGGAAACUGGCGAACGCUCUGAGCGUCGAGUAUCGCGAAACCGUUCAUCCUAGUCCCGAGAUCGUGAUCCACAAAGUCGAGGAGCUGGUGCAAGAGGCGAGCCGCGUUCGCACGAAGAAUACGAACGUCGAGGCGCAACUGACAACCGUUGAGGUCGACUUCAGAAGCUGUCGAGACGCUUUGGACCGUGUUGUAGCCGAGAAGGAGCAACUUCAGCGGCAGGUGUCCUCGCAGUUGGUCGAUUUGGAUCGUCUCAGACAGGACAAAGAAUGCGUCGAGAUGCGGUGCAGAGUGGCGGAUAGAGAGGUAAACGAGCUGAGGGACAAGCUGUUAAACGCGAACAGGAGCAUCAGCAGCGCGACUGGAAACAUAUCGAAUCAAGAAGCGUUGAUUGGACAGUUACGAGAAGAUCUAAUGCAACGGGACGAGAAGUGUCAGCGCGUGCAAACCGAGUUGCGACACCUCUUGGAAUCGUUGGCGAUGCUUGUCAACGGGCCGAACAGAUUCAUCGAGUCCCACGAGAACGUCAUUAAGGAUCGCAUUAGAGAGAUCUUGGCCGAGAACAAGGAUCAGGCUCUUAUGAUUCAAAAGCUCCGAGAGAAAGUAAACACGGCGACAGAAUCGACGACCAGACAGAGCGAAUUGAUCGACACAACGGUGGCGAAGAUGCGAAAUCUGGAGGACGAACGAUCCGAGCUGCAAAGUAAAGUUCGCAAAUUGGAGGCCGAGUUGGCGGAUUGCGAGCUCUCGAAGGAAUCUUUGCGCAGAGAGAAGCAAACGUUGGUAACGUUUUUGGACCGGUUAGGGAAAGCGAUGCAGAUGGACGAGAUCUCGGAGGAGAUGGGGCUGGAUCUUCAAACGGAAUCGCUUUUGGUACGCGCCGAACAACUCGCCCGAUUAGAAACCGACAAACUGGUGGACAAGUACUCGUGCGGCAACUACACCAUCUUACCGAGGAUACGACGCGAGCGAUCCUUCCACGAGCUUCCUUCUAUGAAAGAAACCUCGGUGGUGUAUCAGCUGCAACGCCGCGUGAGAACACUUAGGGAACAAUUGCAACGCAGGGAUCUUCACUUGGAUCUCCUUCGUAGGAAAUUGUCGCUUCAAGAGGACAGCGUUAAGAUGAAAUCGCUUCUGCAAAGUGAAAGGGACGAGGCGAAUCUUCGAGCGAAGAAACUGUCGAAACAAAUCGAUCGCCUGCAGGCUCAACUUCUGGAGGAGAGAUCGAGGAACCGCGAGUUAAGCGCGCAAUUGACGGAAGCCGCGGAUUACAAAAUAGCUGCUUUGGAACGCAGCCGGAAGAUAGAAGAAGUUCAGAAACGAUUGGUGGAAAGCGAGAUGCUGAGGACGCGAUGCAACCGAAAGUUAACACUGUUGAAGGAGCAAAUCAGAAGUACGACUGAGACUGCCGAACAGGAGAGGUCUAUCAGUGAUCACUCGCUGCAAUUGCUCAGGGACGAGAUGGCGCAGGUCAAGCAGAAUCUUUCCGAGCUGACGAAAAGAGAGUCGCAACUGCAAAGUUUCCGUGUUUCCGUGGUGAAAUUACUGUCGGAGCCGAUCUGCACACCCGAUUACGAAAUAAUUUCGCGGCUACAGAAAAUCGUGGCCGCGCACCGUGACUUCACCAUGCUUUCGCGCAGAUACGACGAGCCAUUGGACACGACCAGUCCUUCCAGAUGCACCAGCAUACACGCGAUGCACCCGCCCAGAUCGCCAGGGUCACGAUGCGCCCGUUACGAAGACAGCGGUUUCGCGGAUCCGCCAGAUCUUCGCGACGUCGAGGACGAAUUCAACAAACGUCCUGUACGGAGCAGCCUUCUUCCGUGACGAUUGCGCCGAUCGACGCAGUUACCACGCUAAGCGGCGCGUGCACACGUGCAAAAGUGCAUCCACGAUCAGAAACGAAAAAAGAGAGGAGAGAGAAAAAAAGGAAGAGAAAAGAAACCACGGGGGAUA
This is a messenger RNA of Frieseomelitta varia, 3207 nucleotides long. RefSeq names its product coiled-coil domain-containing protein 170. The coding region runs from base 703 to 3078 and encodes 791 amino acids. The transcript is spliced from 18 exons. NCBI's taxonomy places the organism in Eukaryota, Metazoa, Arthropoda, Insecta, Hymenoptera, Apidae. The record is from RefSeq and is a predicted model, not a curated record.